Messenger RNA from Poecilia latipinna (sailfin molly), 4273 nucleotides. RefSeq names its product PPFIA binding protein 2b (gene ppfibp2b). Gene Ontology annotation, biological process: neuromuscular junction development. The transcript has 31 exons. The record is from RefSeq and is a predicted model, not a curated record. The coding region runs from base 205 to 3360 and encodes 1051 amino acids. Gene Ontology annotation, molecular function: protein binding. NCBI's taxonomy places the organism in Eukaryota, Metazoa, Chordata, Actinopteri, Cyprinodontiformes, Poeciliidae. Gene Ontology annotation, cellular component: presynaptic active zone.
GUGUCAUUGGUUGAGGGAAGCUCGCGCAGCGGCGGAGCGAGCGUCAACUGCUCAUACAGGUCGGACCAGCUUGUGACAUCUGGGCGUGAGAGGACCAUGCGUGCCCGAGCUGAGGAGUUUGCCUUGUUUUAGAGCCUGGCUCCACCGAACGUAUUUGAAGGAGGACAGAAGCUCACGGACUCGGAUAUAAGUAUUUUAGGUCUGAUGCUUCCUGCCCUCACAAUGGAAACGGAGGCCAGUCACAUGCUGGAAGCUGCGUUGGAGCAGAUGGACGACAUCAUUGCAGGUUCAAGGGCAGCAGCGAUGGAGUUUUCCAGCACCGUGUACGAUCUGGGUUCUCCUGUCAGCGCCGGUCCGCUGCAGGUCGUCCAGUUAGCCGAGGAGCUCAAACUUGCUCUGGAGGUUCAGCCCAGUCAGGAGGAGAGAGACAACCUCAGAGCUCAGCUGCCUCCAGAAACGGCACAGGCUCUCAUCGAUUGGCUGCAGACUGGAAGUGUGAGCCUCUGUACUCCAGCCAACAAUGAAACCUAUCAGGAACGACUACUUCGACUAGAAGGAGACAAAGAAUCUCUGGUGCUGCAGGUAAGCGUUUUGACGGACCAAGUUGAGGCUCAGGGAGAGAAAAUCAGAGACUUGGAAACUUCUUUGGAAGAGCAUCGACAGAAAUUGGCUUCCACAGAGGAGAUGCUGCAACAGGAGCUGAGGAGCAGGACUUCUCUGGAGACCCAGAAGCUGGAUCUAAUGGAUGAAGUGUCCUACCUGAAGCUGAAGCUGGUCACCAUGGAGGAAACACGAACCAACACAAACCCUCAGGAUGCUGCAAAUGCAAAGAACAACAAAGCUGAGUGUGUGGUAAAUCUCAUCAGUGAGCUCCAGGAGCAGAUGUGCAAGUUUCAGGAGGAGAUCAGCACUCGCAUCCAGGAGAAACGGGCCCUUGAGGAGAAGGAAGCCCAACAGGGGGACCCAAGUGGCAACCCAGUUCAGAGCGCCGAUCCUAAUGCUGGGUCAAACCCGAGCUCUGCUUCGCUGAAACACAGUGGAGAAAGACAGACUGUGCAUGAUUUGCUUCAUGAAGUCAAGCAGCUGACGAGCAAAGUGCAGGAGCUGGAGGGAGAAAAGAGCCAGUACGAGAGGAAACUCAGGGCCACCAAGGCAGAAAUCUCAGAGCUGCAGCAGCUUUUGGUCUCUAAAGACACGGAGAUCGAAUGCUUGCAGACCCAGCUGCUGGCCAGAGGCGGCACCGCCAACAACAACGCAGAGAGAGAGGAGGUGUAUAUCAAGCAGCUGAUUAGCAAAUACCAAGAAUACCAGAGGCUGAAGGUGGGGAUGGAGUCUUUGUUGGCCUCAAAUGAUGAAAAGGAUCGACGUAUAGAGGAGCUGACUAUCCUGCUUGGUCAAUACAGAAAAGUGAGGGAAAUGAUGUCACUUACACAUGGAAGUAGCGAAGAGGAGCUGAGUGGCAGCUUGAAGUUAAAAGCCAUCACACACAAAGCUCAUUCUGAUAUCAUCAAAUCAGAGAUGUCAUCAAGGGGAUCUUCUCCACUCAUGCUGUGUCCAUCUCCCUUUCAGAGAGAACUUGAUUCAAGUUUCCAGAACUCUAUGGAAACUUCGUUGGUGACUACUGGUGAUGCAAGUUUCUUAAAUGGAUCAUUACAUCGACACAGAUUACUCUCCAGCAGUCUUGAAGAGUUGCAAAGUGGAUGUUUUCAAAAGGCUGGAGUGAUCCAGCCAGCUGAAACUGAAUCAGACGUAGGGGCAGAGAGUCCACAAAUGGAGCCGAGCAAGUACCAAACUCUGCCAGGAAAACUGAGUAAAAAGAAAGAAUCUAAGGAUGAGCUAAACGGCACCAGAGGCAGAGAGACAGAGUAUUUAUCUCCUGUCCAGCUCUCCCCUGCCCACCACCACAGCAAAGACUACACCCUGGUUCGGUGCAGGAGUGCCAGCGCACCAGCUUUAGGAUCUCCAGGGAAACAUGACCUCUAUGAUGUUGACCAUGCAGGGAAACUGGAAGAGUGUAUGCUGUCAGAUCAGUCCCCGCUGUCCUCUGGAGUGGACUCUGGACAACAGUCACCUGUCUCACCUGAGAAAAGGAAGAGUCACAGAGGCAUGAAGAAAUUCUGGGGAAGAAUUCGUCGCAGUCAGUCGGGCAGCCCAGUUCAGGUUCACGAUCCAGAGAUGGGAGACUUCAAAAGGGGAGGCUUCCGAGCUACAGCUGGGCCGAGACUGGCCCGUUCAGGGAAAGCACGAGAUCUCAAGCUGCCAUUUUCUAAGUGGAGCACGGAGCAGGUUUGCGACUGGCUCGAGGACAUCGGACUUGGUCAGUAUAGCGUUCUCGCUCACCAUUGGGUCAGCAGUGGUCAGACUCUGCUGGCGGCCACCCCACACGACCUAGAGAAGGAGCUAGCGAUCAAGAAUCCACUCCACAGGAAGAAGCUCCAGCUGUCCUUGAAGAGCAUCUGCAGCAAACGGCCAGAAAAAUCUGCAGAGCUCGAUUAUGUUUGGGUCACUCGUUGGCUUGAUGACAUCGGCCUCCCUCAGUACAAAGAUCAGUUUAAUGAUGGCAGAGUGGAUGGACACAUGCUGCAGUACCUCACUGUGAGUGAUCUGUUGUUUCUCAAAGUCACCAGCCAGCUGCAUCAUCUCAGCAUCAAGUGUGCCAUUCAUGUUCUUCAUGUCAACAGAUUUAACCCAAACUGCCUUAAACGCAGACCUGGAAAUGAGAAUGAGUUCAACCCCAGCGAAGUGGUGCAGUGGUCCAACCACCGGGUCAUGGAGUGGCUGAGGUCUGUGGACCUGGCCGAGUACGCGCCCAACCUGAGGGGCAGCGGUGUACACGGAGGGCUGAUAAUGUUGGAACCUCGGUUUAACUCCGACACAAUGGCUAUGCUGCUGAACAUCUCUCCUCAAAAAACGCUGCUGAGGCGCCACUUGAACACCAACUUCAAUAACCUGGUGGGAGUACAGGCUCAGCAGGAGAAGAGGGACUACACCGAAGCAGCAGGAUAUUCCCCACUCAGCAUCACAGCUAAAGUCAAGCCAAAGAAGUUGGGCUUUUCUCAGUUGACAAACCUGAGGAGGAGACGGCCGGACGAGUCCACAGACUACGUCUGUCCCAUAGAGACUUCGUCGCCCGAGUCAGGACAGUCCAUGGCCAACGGGGUGCAGAUGUGUCCGUACGCCGGCUUUAGAGGUCUGAGUCCCAUUCUGGACCGAGAGCCCACCCGGGACCAGAUGGUGAAAGCAGAGAGCACCAUUUUACAAAUAGAAGCUUUGUCUGAAAGCAUCAACAACCUCACAUACCUGCUGAGCCAGGACGAGCUGCGGAGGGAGCUGAGGCGGUCACAAACGGCGCUGGUGUGAGGGGACGAACGCUCCGGCGCCAUCGGCUUACCAGACCCGAUGGCCGGCUCAGCCCCGCGGGCCUCACACUGCAGCGCGGAGUCGGUCCCGCUCACUUCCUGUAACCACUGCUACCUCAUGUAACACCUGCAGUCCUCCUGUGGACACAGAGAAACUGGAAACGCAGGCCGACUCAAACACCUUUGGAUGCCAGCGAAGAGCCGCGGCUUCUUACAAACGUUUAAAAGAUUUUUAACAGCUUUCCGAUUUUAACGAUGCAAUGCAGCCGUUGUCAAUGUGUGUGUAUAUAUAUAUAUAUAUUGUGUUAUUUAUACUGACCACUGCGAUGUGUACAUUUUUUGUUGGCUCAUCAGAGGAAACACAGGUCAGCUAAAGAGGAAUCUGAUGAGAUUAAGAUGGACAAAAAGCAGAUUUCAAUUAAAACAAAGACUCGAUGCCUAAAACUACCCAAAAUAAACAUCAGUUUGUUGAAAUUUGACUAUACGUCUUGCUUUGUUCCUCCAAGAUGUUUACUCCAUAUUCUGACCUGAAGGUUGUAGAUGAUCUUGAGUCAUUGAACUAGACAAAAGUUUACCAAAUCUGUUGUCUAUUAUUUGUGGAUGUGUGCAAACUCUUCUGCCUUUGUGCUUCUGUGGAAAAAAAACUAACGUGAAUCGAAGACAAGGCGCCGCUAGAACCAUGGAUAAGGUGAUGGCUACAGACAGCCUCAUAAAAACCAGGGCGCAGCAAUGGAGGGGAAACGAUCUGAGCUCGGUGGCAGCCACAUAAACUCAACCUAAAGGUCCAGAGAACAGCUGAAAGACAAGGGAAUCGAGAUGAGUCCAUGUGAAUGUUACAGAACUAUUCAUACAGGCCACCUUUUAAUAAUUAGGAUCUUACUGAGGGUACAGUACCAAGAAAUAAAGCCAAAAAU